Messenger RNA from Ambispora gerdemannii, 642 nucleotides. The record is from the annotation of a GenBank genome assembly. Lineage: Eukaryota; Fungi; Glomeromycota; Glomeromycetes; Archaeosporales; Ambisporaceae.
AUGAGUAAAGACGACGAAUAUGAUUAUCUUUUUAAAGUUGUUUUGAUUGGUGAUUCGGGUGUUGGCAAAUCAAAUUUGCUUUCGCGAUUCACACGUAAUGAAUUCAAUCUGGAGUCUAAGUCAACUAUCGGUGUCGAGUUUGCGACCAGAAGUAUUCAAGUAGAUAAUAAAACUAUCAAAGCACAAAUUUGGGAUACUGCUGGUCAGGAACGUUAUAGAGCUAUCACAAGCGCAUAUUAUCGUGGAGCCGUUGGUGCUUUACUUGUCUAUGAUAUUGCAAAACAUAUCACAUACGAAAAUGUCAACCGUUGGUUGAAAGAAUUAAGAGAUCAUGCUGACAGCAAUAUUGUCAUUAUGCUUGUUGGAAACAAAAGUGAUUUAAGACAUUUGAGGGCAGUACCGACCGAGGAAGCUAAACAGUUUGCUGCUGAAAACAAUCUCUCUUUCAUUGAAACAUCUGCAUUGGAUGCUAGUAAUGUAGAACUUGCUUUCCAAAAUAUUCUGACGGAAAUUUACCGUAUUGUUUCCAACAAAGCACUCGAAAACAAUAGUGGUGACGUCACCAGGCCAACUGCUGGUGAAACGAUUCAGGUUACUACUUUGCCUGAUGAUUCUAAAAAUCAAUCCGGUAAAUGCUGUUAA